UAUCUUCUCUACUUCACUUCCGUCCGCUGCCUUCUUUUAUAGUUUACACUCUCUCUCUCUCUCUCUCUCUCUCUCUCUAGUCUCCAGGGAAGUUACAAUGCAGCUCCCUUACACGGCGGUUGUGAUUUCUAUGGUGGUGUUGCUAUUGCCUGGAGCAACCGUUGAAGGUCACAACAUCACCUCGAUUCUGGCUAAGUUUCCCGAGUUCUCGACAUUCAACCAUUACCUCACCAUUACACACCUAGCCGAUGAAAUUAACAACCGACAGACCAUCACCGUUUGUGCGGUAAACAAUGCCGGAAUGUCAGAUCUGCUAAGUAAACACCUAUCUGUGUAUGCUAUGAAGAACGUCCUAUCGCUUCACGUGCUACUCGACUACUUCGGUGCGAAGAAGCUUCACCAGAUUACCAAUGGAACCGCCUUAGCAGCGACAAUGUUCCAAGCUACCGGUACCGCCUCCGGCUCCUCUGGAUUCGUCAACAUUACGGAUCUGAAAGGCGGUAAGGUUGGAUUUGGUAGCGAGGAUACCGGUAGAACGGAUGCGACUUUUGUUAAGUCGUUACAUGAGCUUCCUUAUAACAUCUCUGUUAUCCAGAUCAGCAGUAUGUUGCCGUCAGCGGAGGCCGAAGCUCCGACUCCUGAACCUGCCGCCGUCAAUAUUACCUCUCUGAUGUCGGCGCAUGGAUGUAUGAAUUUUGCUGAAGCUCUUCUUGCUUCUGACGCAAUGAAAACUUACGAAGACAACAUCGAUGGCGGAUUGUCGGUGUUUUGCCCCCUCGACGAUGCUUUCAAGGGAUUUUUACCUAAAUACAAAAAUUUGACCGUCAGCGGGAAGCAAUCGCUACUUGAAUAUCACGGUGUGCCGAUCUAUCAAUCGAUGUCGAUGUUAAAAUCAAGCAACGGUCUAAUGAACACACUAGCAACCGACGGUGCUAGCAAAUACGAUUUCACAGUACAGAACGAUGGGCAGGAAGUAACAAUUAAGACAAGCAUCGUUACUGCGAAGAUCGUAGGGACACUGAUUGAUCAACAACCGCUUGUCAUUUUCACCAUCAACAAGGUACUUUUGCCCAAAGAACUUUUCAAAGCCGCUCUUUCCCCUGCUCCAGCUCCUGCGCCCGAAGCUGAUGCUCCGGCGGAGUCACCAAAGUCUUCGAAGAAGAAGAAGCACAAGUCUCCACCAGCGUCCGACUCGCCAUCGGAUUCUCCGGCAGAUUCUCCGGACGAUGGCGUAGCUGAUCAAGAGGCAGAUAGCAACAGUGCUACGGAAAUCAAGGGUUUCAGAUUUGCUGCCGUGGCCGUGGCUGUGGCUUCGAGUUUUUGGUUUGCCUCGUUAGUCGUGUAAGAGCGCUCCUUUAUUUCCCCAUUCUCUUAGUGAAAUAAUUCAGGUCCAGAAAAUUGUCAUUUACACUUGAAGAAAUUAUAUUUGCAUUUCAUUAUGAGAUGACAUAAUGAAAUUUGAAUAUGAAUUUGAGGGUGCAAAUAAUGUUUUCCAUAAAUUAUUUGUAAUCAAAAAGUGUAUGUGAGUGUGUGUGGGUGUGUGUAUUUUUAAGUUAAACAUGAGGUUUGUUCUAAUGAGUAUUGUUCUUGAUUAUUUAUAUUUUCAUUGUAUACAAAUACACUGAGAGCGAAUGAAAAAUUUAGCAUUUGUGAUUU
Molecule: messenger RNA, 1656 nt
Organism: Lactuca sativa (garden lettuce)
Lineage: Eukaryota; Viridiplantae; Streptophyta; Magnoliopsida; Asterales; Asteraceae
Gene: FLA1
Product: FASCICLIN-like arabinogalactan 1
Cellular component (GO): plasma membrane
Source: RefSeq, a predicted model, not a curated record